Messenger RNA from Anneissia japonica, 3527 nucleotides. Its product is annotated as sortilin-like. Gene Ontology annotation, cellular component: membrane; Golgi apparatus. NCBI's taxonomy places the organism in Eukaryota, Metazoa, Echinodermata, Crinoidea, Comatulida, Comatulidae. The transcript has 23 exons. Gene Ontology annotation, molecular function: protein binding. Gene Ontology annotation, biological process: endocytosis; Golgi to endosome transport; vesicle organization. The record is from RefSeq and is a predicted model, not a curated record. Bases 39 to 2756 code for a protein of 905 amino acids.
GAUUUCAGCUUCGGGGAAAGUGAAAAGAAAGGGAAAAGAUGGCUAACGAGAUAUGUAGGACGUGGAGUUUUUCUACUCGUAGGGCCCCUUCGUCUAGGCCUGUGGAAGUAAUUGUGUAUAUUUUGACAUUUUUAAUGACAGUUGCUGCGUUUCAUCACAAAGAUCAACAGUUAAAUUUCAUCGAUUGUACAUCAAAGUCACAUCAGGCGAUAAUAUUUGAUCAAUCGCGGAUAGGCCUAGGCCGAUCAAACAAAAUCGUAAACAACCAGGAAGAGAGCUUCGCCAGCAGACUGUCAAGAGGGGCACCAUGUGAGCCCCUAACAGAGCAUGAGAAAACUAGCCUGGAGAAUACAGAAUCUACUUUUGAAUUCAAGAAUGAUUCCAAUUUUAACCUUGCUUUAGUAUGGCUAGGAGAAACUGGAAAGGAAUUAUUAGCAUUAACAACUAUGGAUUUUGGAAUUUUUGUUGGUCAGUCAAACCUGUGGAUUAGCAAUGACUUUGGAAGAACAUUUAUAAACAAAAACGAUUUAAUCAACAAAGCUAUUAUACGGCAAGAUUAUGGCAUCAAUAAGAGUCCUGACCCUAGAAAGGUGAUUUUUGUUGGUUACGUUGAGGGUGACUUCACUGAUAGUUUGCUGUUCAUUACUGAAAAUUCAGGUGAAACAUUUGUGAAAUCAGAUCUGCAAUUUAAUAUUCAAGGACCCUUGUUUUUUCAUCGUUAUAACAGUGACUACAUCCUGGCACAUUCAGCUAGUGAUCAGUACUCUUUGUGGCUUUCAACAGACUUUGGAAGGACAUGGACCAGAAUAAAGAAUUUUGUGCAUAGUUUCCGAUGGGGGGAAAAGACACAAAAUGACUUUAAUAUUUAUUUUGCUGUAGAUCGAAAUAUGAUGGCAGAUGAAAACGCUUUUGAUUUGGUUUUAAAGCGUGGUCGUGUAUCAGCAGAAAAAAAAUACCUGGAUGAUAAAGAUCUGCAAACAAAUGUGUUUACCUUUGGUGUGCAGGACAAGUUUUUGUUUGCAUCUGUAAAGAGUGAUGAGUACUCUUUGUGGCUGUCAACAGACUUUGGAAGGACAUGGACCAGAAUAAAGAAUUUUGUGCAUAGUUUCCGAUGGGGGGAAAAGACACAAAAUGACUUUAAUAUUUAUUUCGCUGUAGAUCGAAAUAUGAUGGCAGAUGAAAACGCUUUUGAUUUGGUUUUAAAGCGUGGUCGUGUAUCACAAGAAAAAAAAUACCUGGAUGAUAAAGAUCUGCAAACAAAUGUGUUUACCUUUGGUGUGCAGGACAAGUUUUUGUUUGCAUCUGUAAAGAGUGAUGAGAGUGGUAGUCGCAAGCUAAUGGUGUCCACAGAUGAUGGAAAUUCAUGGAACAAAGCUCAGUUGCCAGAUAUUAAACAAGACAUGUUUUACUCUGUGCUGGAUUCAACUGAAGGCAUGAUCUUUGUGCAUGUGGAUAAAGCUGGAAACAAUGGAUAUGGUGAGAUUUACACAUCUGAUGCUGAUGGGAUAGUUUUCUCCAUUUCACUGGAACGACAUUUAUAUCCCAAUGGUGGAGAUGUGACCGACUUUUAUCGUGUAGAAUCGAUUCGUGGUGUGUACUUAGCAAGUCAGAUUUUGGAAGAUCAAACUGUUCGUACAAAGAUUACUUUCAACCGUGGUGCAGAAUGGGGAAAUGUCAAAAUACAAUCAGGAAACCACUGUGAGGGAAAUGAUGAGAAUUGCUAUCUACAGAUCCACAAUAAAUUCUCCCAGACUCAAGGUGUUAACACCCCGAUGGGGCCCCUGAGCAACCCCAAUGCUGUGGGACUAAUCCUAGUCCAUGGUCAUCCUGGACUUGAACUGCAUUCCACUUUGCCGGAUGUUUACAUAACUGAGGAUGGCGGAUAUAGUUGGCGCAAAGUACUGGAUGGACCUCAUUUUUAUGCCAUCACCAACUACGGAGCUUUGCUUGUGGCUAUCCCACAGUCUGAUGCAUCCACUAAUGUUAUCAAGUAUUCUGUAGAUGCGGGUCAGUGCUGGUAUAAUUUUGUUUUCCAUUCAGAACCAAUAGCUGUGACGGGGCUUCUACCAGAACCCAAUUUCAAGUCACUAAAUGUAAGCAUCUGGGGCUACAAUACAGACACUAGGAUCUGGAUGGCCUUCAGUAUAGACUUUGGUGUAAUCUUAGAGAAAACAUGUAAGUACCAAGUACCAACAGUCGUUUGUGGAACUUCGUUAAUUGUGUUAAUUUUCUCUAGCUAUGAGAGGCAGGCAAUUUAUUAUGUUUUUUUUUUUAUGCAUUUUAGUGACUUUGGCUUUAGACGUAAGAAUGAAGGUAAUGGACCUUGUGAGCUUGAUCCAGAUUUUGAGGGCCUAGAAAUUGAUAUUUGUAUCAACCAUGAAGAAGAGAAAGAAAUAAGCAAAGGGUACCGAUUGAUUCCUGGUGACAAAUGCCAGGGUGGCUUUCAUCCUCCACGGAACCUUGAGGAUGUCCACCAACACUGCGAUGAAAUAAAUUUAUCAAGUAGACGUCCUAAACAUUCCGGUUUCAAAGUCUUCAUUGCACUGGCAUUGCUUUGCACUGUCUUUGUAUGUCUUGUUUUUAUCUACCGGAGACACACGUUCAGGCUUCCAUGUUUUAAGACCAGGAAUAUUACAUAUCGUUACUCGGAACUGUCUAGUAAAGAUGAGUUAGACAACGAAUUGGACAAAGCCCUCAACAUUGAUGAAGAAUCUCAUGUAUACCAUGACGAGUCAGAUGAUGAUAUGCUAACGUAAAGAGGAUAUUAAAGGAAGACGGUCUCUGUGAUGCCAAUGACAAGAUUAUUUAGAUGCUUUCUUCCUUUUAUCCAAGUCACAAUUAUACCGUUAUGUAAGAUUGUACCUGAGAAAAUUUGAUUUUAUUUAGUAUUAAAACAGUAUUUAUUGAUUUGGUUUAUAUUUGUUCCUAUAUGUAGAUUUUUGUUGGGAGGUGAAAGCAAUCAGAGGUUUUAAAAUUCCUUAUUAUUAUCAAUAGCAUUGUCAUCUUUAUCAUCAUUAUUGUCAUCGCCAUCAUCAUUAUUAGGAUUGUUAUAUUUAUCAUCUUUAUCAUCAUCAUCAUCUUUAUCUUUAUAAUCAUCUACAUCAUCAUCAUCUGUAUCAUUAUCAUUUUAUCAUUGCCAGCAUCAUCAUCAUCAUAAUUUGUUAUAAGAUUAAUUAUUUCAAUUGUCAAAUUAGUUUACUUUAUUUAGUGGCUGACUGGUAAAAGUAAAACAAAACAUGUACAGCUCUACUAAUUGCAUUUGAAAAGAAAAUAUAUUAAGAAUAAUUCUGUAAAUUAAUUACACUUCUUGCUGCAAUAUCACCUUGUUGCCUAACAUACAUUUUUGCUUGGAGAUAUCAAACUAACUUUAUAUUUGAAAGUGCAUUUAUCACAAUUAAAGUCCCAUUCCCGGCAAAAUUUCACUAAAAACUGACUUUUUUUAGAAAAUAUUCAUUUGCAUUACUCCAAUUAUUAUAAAUCAUGGAAAAAUAUUGGCAUGAAUUUUAGUUUUACGCAAAAGAAUAAAA